AUGUCACGCUGUGAGAAAGAAACCAGGAUAUUGGAGAGAGAAGCAGUUCUGAAUGAAAUCACCAUAAAGAAAACAAAUGCCAUGAUGGAGAUAUGGAAAGAAGAGGAGGACAUCAUAUACACUUACAGGAGGAGAUUCACAGCAUAUUGUUACCAAGGGACAAUACUAGACCCAAAUACAGGCUGCAUAAAAAAUGAUUUAGAGGUUCCUAUAAGCAAAACCACUGCAAGGGAAUAUGUAGAAAACAAAUCAUGCAAGACUGGAUGCGAGUGCUCUGCCACUGUCUGUACUGGAUCUAGCUCAGAUUGUUGUCUGGAUAUUAGAAUGGAGACCUACAAAGGACCAGAAAGAAUGGGAGACAGAUACUUCGAGACAGCAGGACUAGCAAGGCACAGCUGUACUUCAAGAUGGGCUUGCAUAGCCAAAACAAUAAGGGCAAAGCCCAUAAUAACGGACGUGGGGAGCUCCAAAUGA
Molecule: messenger RNA, 474 nt
Organism: Phaedon cochleariae (mustard beetle)
Lineage: Eukaryota; Metazoa; Arthropoda; Insecta; Coleoptera; Chrysomelidae
Source: the annotation of a GenBank genome assembly